This is a messenger RNA of Plasmodium coatneyi, 1071 nucleotides long. RefSeq lists its product as uncharacterized. The record is from RefSeq and is a predicted model, not a curated record. The transcript is spliced from 4 exons. Lineage: Eukaryota; Apicomplexa; Aconoidasida; Haemosporida; Plasmodiidae. Gene Ontology annotation, cellular component: membrane. Bases 1 to 1071 code for a protein of 356 amino acids. Gene Ontology annotation, biological process: vesicle-mediated transport.
AUGUCAUAUUCAACAAAAAAGAAAGAGAGCAAAAAGUCUAUUCAGAAAAAUGCGAACAACUUUGAAUUUAGCGCGGACAUUCAAAAUGACAUUAGCAUAAUACAAUCCUACGCCGCACGGAUCUCAAAAAUUAAUGAAAAUGAAGUUUGUUCCGUUGAAAGUUCGGAAAAAGUCCAAGAAAUUGUGCAGGAGGGAAAAGUGAAAAUCCAGGAAAUCCAGAGAAAGAUCAAGAGUUAUUCUAAUAGCGCAGAAAAUGUCCCUCCAGAUGAAAGGAUGCGAAUGAAGCUCAUGCUUCAGAAGCUGUCCAACUCAUACCUAGCAGCGGUGAACAAUUUCCAAAGUGCGUCAAAAAAUUAUAUUAACAAAACAGUUUUAAAUGACAUGUUAUCAAAAAAUAUAAACCCAUCGAGUAACAAUUUGGAAUACGAUUCUCUCACCAACUUUUCUCGAAACAGUGAUUCAAAUUAUGACUCCAGUAGAGACAAAUUUAAUGUGAACAUUUACGAUUUUAAUUUUAACGAGAAUGAGAAUUAUGAUGGGAGUUAUGCCCCCGUCCCCUGGGGCAUGGAAAAGGAAAGUACUGGAAAAAAAAUGAAGAAGAAAUAUAAAAGUAAUAUUUUCACGGGCAAUAAAAAAAGCGAAGUUAAUGAGUAUCUCCUGCAGAAUGAUGCGUAUGGACAAGAGGAUGCUUACUUGGGAAGCGGUGGAUACGGGCCAAAUGUAAACCUGGAAGACCCCCCCCAGGAGAGGGAAUUCGUUUCGAUAAAAACGGUGGACAUUGAAAAUGAGAUAUUAAGUCAGAAAAAUAAGGAAAUAAAAAAAUUACAUAAAGACAUAAUAAACAUACAAGAGUUGUACAAGGAGUUAUUUGACCAGGUGAAUAUUCAAGGAGAAAGCAUCGACAAUAUAGAUUCCCAAAUAAUUACCACCCAUGAUAACAUUCUUAUGUCGGGUAGGGAAAUUGAAAUAACGAGGAACAGGUACUUUAGGAACAUCCGGUGCAUGGGCUUCCUUUUUUUUGUUCUAGUAAUUUUGAUAAUAAUUAUUUUGGUUGUCUUUAGGGUUAUAUGA